AAAACUGUCAGCGCCUCGCGUCAGAGCUCCAAUCUUGGUGUUACAUAUACACAAAUAUCUGCAUUAUUUGUGCAGGAGAGCGCAUAUACAUACAUACAGCUGUGUACAUCGGAGCCGGCCAAGAAGGAAACGUCGUUAUUCAGGUGGUGAUUUCGCCGGAAAAGGGUCCGGUUUCCUCUUCCGGCGGAGGGUAUAUUGAGAGAGGAAAAUGAAGAAACGAAGAGCGAGGAGCGGCUUCAGCUUUUCGGGGCAGGCGGCGGCGGCGGCCGGUGGCGGUGGUGGUGGUAGUAAGGAGAAGGAGAAGGAGAAGGAGAAGGCGAAGGCGAAGGGGAGGGUGCUGCUCAAGUACGAGGCGUUGCCGGAGUAUUUGAAGGAUAAUGAGUUCAUAAGGGACUAUUACAGAUGUGAAUGGCCCUUGAAAGAUGUUGUUCUCAGCAUUUUCUCCUUGCACAACGAAACUUUGAACAUUUGGACGCAUUUUUUGGGAUUUAUGAUAUUCAUGGGGAUGAUGCUAAUGAACUUGACAGAGAAAAUGAGCAUCGAGAACGUGAUAGCGAUUGGGGAGAGAAGCGACGGAUGGCUGACUUCCAAAACGAUCUACAGAUCCAACGCCUCCAAUGUUUUCUUUACGGUGCUGCGGUUAGCGUUUGCACUCAUGGACGAAGAAUCGCUUGCAUCAUGGCGUUGGUUCCUCCGAAUGCUUUCCAAAUAUUUGUUGCCGUCAGAUGAUGAUCGAGUUUGUUUGAUUUCAGACAUGCAUGCUGGUUUGAUCAAUGCUAUAAAUUAUGUACCCGCAUUCAAAUUUUCUCGCGGAGUUCAUCGAUUUUAUUUACGGCAUGUGUGUUUGAAUUUUAACACCAAAUUCAAGAACAUCCAGUUGAAGGAUAUGUGCUGGAGAGCAGGGGCUAAAGACAAUUCUCGAAAAUUUGAUAGAAUAAUGGAAGAGAUCAAAUCAUUGAAUGAAGAAUCAUACGACUGGUUGGGGAGAAUUGACAAGGCUCAAUGGACGUUGGCGCAUGAUGGUAGUUGGAGAACGGGUAUCCUCACUACAAACAUGUCUGAGUGCAUAAAUGGAGUAUUAAAAGGUGCGAGACGCUUACCAAUUAUGGCUAUUGUGCAAAUAACGUUAUCCCACUCUGUGUAGUAUUUCUUGCAGCGCUCUACACGGUGUAAUCGUAUGAUCAAUGCAAAUCAACAAUGAGUUGAUUUUGCGUUCAAGUUGUUCGAAGCACGCCAGGCUGAGGCAGUACGUCACAUUGCUCAGAAAUUUGACUAUAACGAACAAUCUGCCUCAGUGGUAACAUUGAGCUUGACCGGGCAGGGCUCCCGUACUUAUGUCGUUAAAUUGAAGCAUCGUAUGUGUUCUUGUGGCAAGUGGGGUGCAAAUGAAAUUCCAUGUUCACAUGCUAUUCAGGCAUGUUGGCAUUUUGGGGUUAAUGCGUCAAAUUUUAUUCCUCACUAUUACAGUGUACAAUCAUACAAGAAGACAUAACAAGGGAGGUUUGAGCAUGUAUACGGUGAAGAAUAUUGGGAUAUGUUUGAUUUUGAACUUGUGCAUAAUCCCACAAUGCGAGCUCGUCGAGGCCCGGGUAGACAAGUAUCUACUAGAAUACCGAAUGAAAUGAAUAGACCACAAGUGCGUGCUCUCCAACAAUAUCAGGCUCGUCAAGCUCGGGAAUGAUUCUAUCUUGCUAUAUACACGGUUUUCUCAUAUUGUUAAAACAACUUUCUAUCAUGCUAUAUAUGGUGAAAUGGAACUUUGUACCACAUUUAAAUUUUUUAUU
Sesamum indicum (sesame) is the source of this 1784-nucleotide messenger RNA. NCBI's taxonomy places the organism in Eukaryota, Viridiplantae, Streptophyta, Magnoliopsida, Lamiales, Pedaliaceae. The record is from RefSeq and is a predicted model, not a curated record.